This is a messenger RNA of Botrytis byssoidea, 2019 nucleotides long. RefSeq lists its product as uncharacterized. Lineage: Eukaryota; Fungi; Ascomycota; Leotiomycetes; Helotiales; Sclerotiniaceae. The record is from RefSeq and is a predicted model, not a curated record. The coding region runs from base 1 to 2019 and encodes 672 amino acids. The transcript has a single exon.
AUGACUACCUACGAAGCAGUGCCCAAUACAGAUGGCCAAAUUCUUAUACCCGUCAGGAAGAAGCAACCAGUUCUCCCUCAACCUAAUAUUCCUCGCACUGCCCCCCCAUCACAACGACCGCAGGGCAAGAAAAUACCUACUGGAAGAUUUGGAGCUCGAUCGCGACCACAAUCACUGCCGUUUCAAAGGCCUGUUUACAGAUCCAAGAUUCGGACACUGGGAGCUUUGCGACCAGAACAAAGGCAUUUCUCAAAAUAUAAUUCAAGUAAAAGACUCGAAGCCCGAAACUCAGUCAACAGAAGAGUUGGAGCUUGUAAUUCCUCUACUCGCCAUCUGCAGGAUUCGAACACCGGUACCUUGGGCUCUCGUGCCUCGAAUCAGAGUAUUAUAUUAAACAGUUCAAGCUUUGUGAGACCGGAGGAGGACCCGUUGAUAAAAGCAAAGGACCAUAAACAUGCCAAUAUAAUGAGCCUUUCAUAUAUCAUGGAGCAGCGACCCAGUGAGCAAAAGUUCCAGUCCGCUUCCGAAGGAUUAGAGGAGAAACUUAUCGACUUGACUGCGCCUUCCCAGAGCAAAGAAGAAUACGAAUCUGAAGACGAAGACCAGGAAGAAAUGUCACCCAUGAUCAAGAAUAAUUCAUACAGUCGCGGCAUCCCUAACAUUUCAAAUUCUCGUCAUCAUAUUCUCAAUGAAACCAACGUUGUCUCUCUACAAAAUUCUUUGCUCAAUACGCCCGUGAAAAUUGAGGAAAUUGAACAAGCUGCCAGAAGUUUUGAAUUCGGUGGUGACACAGGAAGAUCAGGUACAACACAAUUCAGGGCUGGACGCAGAUUACCACCAAUCGAAGAAGGAGGCGCAGGGUAUUCUCAGUAUCAUCCAAACUACAUGGUUUCGUCACCAUUAACUUUGCCUCGGCCUAUUCUAAGGACCACAGCAUCACCCCAUCUCAGUGCAUUGGAAAAUACGGCUAUAACUACACUUGCCAGUCUCAAUCGGGUUUUCGACUCGAAAAAGUUAUAUCCUAGCGCCACUACUUCAGCCCCAUAUCCAGAUUCAUCAGUGCCAACCAUCGAAAGUGAUCGAACUCACAGUCCCAGUCUGAAACGUUUAUCAUCUCAUAUCUCCACCCAUAUCCCCACAGAAAUUCACCAGUCUACGUUACCUACUUCGCCAGAGAUGACCAAGCUCAGUCCGUCGAAGAAGAGAAUACGCAUAAGCUCUAUUCUGAAUCCGACAUCUGCUCCUUCGGCUUCCACUUUACCAACUCUCCAGAAUCAAUCCACAGGCUCACUUAGUAGCGACACCCCACUUACUCACGAGUUAAGUAAGCUCGCUAGCAAUUUCGAGAAUGAUAAUUUGAUGCCAUCUCUGCCUUCUGACGCCUAUCCAUCCCCUCCCAAAUCAGCAUCAUUGUCGUUCUCAGUUCCCCACACGACUAGCCUACGUCCUCUCUUUCCCCGAGAUACAAGCAUCUCUCCCUCAAAGCGAUCCACAGAUCCACAGUCUCACCUUGAUUCAUCCAGCAGUCGUGCUUACAGAUCUCCUGCACCCUCACCGCCAUCGCCACCUCAACUUGGAGUUCAUACUCCAGCUCUUACUAGGACAGCUCCGAUAUCUCUAGUUCCAAUGGGUACUGACAUCAGGCAGCCAACCCAACUUCCAGAAUCUCAACUCCUUUUUUUUGGUCAUCAAGCCUACUCACCUGUACCUGCACGAACCUCACCUAUCACUCACUCAUCCACAUCUCCACCCCUAUCUAAUCACCACGAUUCAAAUUUACUCCCACGCAAAAACUUCGCCUACAGAGCAUGGAAAAUGCGUCCUUCGAGCUCCAUACUUACCGGUCUCUCUGAUUCAACCCCCCUCCCACAAUACUUAGUCGUGAUCCGCAAUGACGAUCGUUCAAUGACCAUUCCAAGUUCGGGUGCCUUGGAUAUAAAUGGCAAUACGGGUGGUAAAUGGUGGAGCGUACUUGCAGGAAAAGAGGAUUUGAACGAGAUUAGAAAGAUUUUUGAAUAA